Molecule: messenger RNA, 192 nt
Organism: Entrophospora sp. SA101
Lineage: Eukaryota; Fungi; Glomeromycota; Glomeromycetes; Entrophosporales; Entrophosporaceae
Source: the annotation of a GenBank genome assembly
AUGUCCAAGAUAAUAAAGGAAAAGCGAAGUAUAUCAAUUUUUAAACAAGGGAUAUCAAAGUGUUCUGUUCCGGGUAUGAAAUACGCAAAGUGUAUAACAUCGCAGCUUGACAAUAUACAAAAGGAUUUAUGUUUAAAAGAAUUCCAAGAAUUUAAACAAUGUGUGCAGAAGGUGAUUGGUAAAUCAUGGUAG